Molecule: messenger RNA, 3279 nt
Organism: Hemisphaericaspora subhashii
Lineage: Eukaryota; Fungi; Ascomycota; Pichiomycetes; Serinales; Debaryomycetaceae
Exons: 1
Coding region: 1-3279 (1092 amino acids)
Source: RefSeq, a predicted model, not a curated record
AUGAACUCAGUAAGGAAGAGGUUUUCAUCAAAUCUGGCAUCUUCCAAAUUACAACCAGUAUCUUCUCCGCGAAUUCCGUCUGGGGCUGGAGAUGUCAAUGAUUUAGAAGGGGUAUCGCCAGAAUUAGUUCCAAUAGUAACAUUAUUAUCAUCCCAAUCCCAUCGUCGUUAUCAUGAAGGUAUCUUUAUGUUAUAUUAUGAUUUGAAUGGUGAUGGUAAACCAGCUGAUCGUGAGUGGAAUGAAGUAUAUGGGAUCUUGACUGGUAAUCAAUUAGCUUAUUGGGGUGCAGCAAAUUUAGCACAAUUUAAAGAAAAUCCCGAUGCUUUAUUACAAACAUCAGCAAAACCAAAUUAUAUCAAUUUCACUGAUGCUGUUUAUAAUGCUAUGAAAUCUUUACCAGCUGCAAAACAAACUUUAGAUAAUGUCAUAAUUGUAUCAACUACUUUAAAGAAUAGAUAUAUUUUACAAUUUAAAUCUCAUAGUGAUUUAACUGUAUGGUAUGCAGCUUUAAGAUUAUCCAAUUUCGAAUAUUCAUCUUUACAAGAAGCAUAUACUGGAGCACUUUUAUCAGCUAGAGGAUCACGAUUAUCAGAUAUUAAAACCAUAUUGGCAGAAAAGAGAUUUGAUCAUGAAGAUUGGGUAAGUAUCAGAUAUGGAAGUGGAAUGGCAUGGAAAAGAUGUUAUGCAGUUGUAGAACCUUCAAUCAGUAAAAAGAAAACAUUUACAGCAGGAAGAAUUUUAUUAUAUGAAAAUGAACAAAAGAAAAAGAAACAGUUAAUGGCUGUUAUAAUAAAUUGCACAUCGGCAACGGCAAUUUAUCCUUCAUCUCAUUUAUUAAUUGAUCAUUCUACAAUGUUGAAAUUAGAUGGUUAUAUAAAUUUUAGUACUCCAAGUUUAUCAACAAAAGUAUCAAAAUCUCAUCUUGGUGAUUUUAAACGGACAUCAAUCUUUUUAAUGCCUGAACAACAUUCUGCUGUUCCCGGGUUUGAUACAUUAAUCAGGUUUUUAGUGCCCUUAUUUGAUUCAUUUGGAUUGUAUGGUAGACCAAAGAGAUUGAAAGCAAAUAGAACCGAUAUGGAAUCAUUAUUAUUUGGAUUACCAACAUUACCAAGAGUUCAUUAUCUAGAAUUGGAAGAUAUCAAACAAAUGACAAAUUCGAAAGAAUCAUUAAAUUGGGAUCUUAAUGAAUGGACAAAGAAUAUCAGAUUAUUAUUAAAAUCAAAAUUGGAUAGAGGUUAUGAAGGUUGUGGAAGUAAACGAGGUAAUGCUGCUGCAUUGGGUGCAUUAAACAGUCCUUUAUCAUCUCCUCAAAUUAUGUCAAGUCCAAAAUUUUCCAGGUCUGGUUCUUUGGUUGAACAAAGACCACAGCCAAAUUCAUCCACUUCAAAUCUUGCAAAGCCGCCAAUGUCAGCUGCUCCAAGACAAGCUAAUAGAGGAUUCGAUAGAAAUGUUAACGAUUUAUCUAUUGGAAUUGGGAAUCGUAGUGAACCUAAUAUUCCAAUCGUUGUUACCUCUGCUGGUAAUAACAGUGGAGGUGGUGUUUAUCCUUCUACUCCACCUGCAAAUUGGCUGCCUGCGCUGAAUUUGGAUGAAAUCUAUCAGAAUUAUUCAGAUAUACAUACUCCUGAUCGUGAAGCAUUAGAGAGGUUGGAAAAUGAAAUGAGUGGAUUGGAUGUGAAUAAAAACAUUUACCCUAAGAAUGAUAAUGAUUUAUUUAGUGAUGAUGAUGAUGAAGACGAGGUAGAUGAUGGGGAAGAAAAGAUUGAUAUUAGGAGAAUGGGUACUAGAAUUCGUGAACGUUCUGAAACUGCAUCCCCUGCACUUCGUAAUGGUUUAACGGUACCUCCCCAUUAUGAUGAUAGGAGUGGUAGUUAUUCAUCAGUAAUUUCUCCACUGGCACAAUUUAGUGAACUUCAAAAGGCAUAUGCGAAAGUUGAUCGACCACCUUAUGAACUUCUCAGUAGUGAUGAAGAUUUAAAUAAUUCGCCACCACCUCCUGCUCCACCAGCACAUGAUCCUAAAUUGUUAAAUGUCAUGAAGGAAAAAAUCAAUGAUGUACCACAAGGAACUAUGCAACCAGGAAGUACUACCCAUAAUUCAAUUCAUUCAGAAUCAGGAAGGGUUAGUGAAGUUUCCGAUAGUGAUAAUUCGUUUGAAAAAGGUGAAGAAUCACUUGACGUGCCUUCUCUUCCACCCCCACAGAAUAAACCAAGAUUUAUCGCGUCUCCAAAUGCAACUCAGAAUCGACAAUUUUCCCCAGAGCCACAACAACCAGGAUAUCCGGUUUCUCCACUUGUUAAACCUCUUGGAGAGAAUGCAAAACCGAACCUUCCAUACCCUGCCGGUAAUCCAAAGAUUAAAUCAAGGGAUAAUAUAGAUACUGGAGAAAUUGCCACUGAGAUCAGAGGUGGCCAAGGUUAUCCACCACAACAACAACAACGAGCAAUGGAUAGACAAGGUUCUCCCGCAAUGCAACCAAGACAAGUGAAUCCAAAUGUAUAUCCAGGAAAUCAACCACCUCCACCAUCUCAGGGAAAGCAACAGGGUUCCGGCCCAGGAUAUGGACAAGUUCCUCAAGCUCAUCCACACCAUUCUCCACACAAGCGUCCACCACCACCAUCACAACAACAACAAUAUCCUCCGCAACAACAUCAGCGUCCACCUCAAGGACAGCAACAACAGCAACGUCCACCUCAGGGAAUGCCCCCACCACAACAACAACGUCCAUCUCAGGGAAUACCUCCACAACAACAACAACAAUUCCGCGGUAUGCCUCAAUAUCCGCCUCCUCAACAGCAACAAUAUAACCGUUCUCAACCACCACCUCAACAGAGACAGCAACCACCUCCACAACAGAGACAGCAACCACCUCCACAACAGAGACAGCAACCAUCUCCACAACAAAGACAGCAACCACCACAGCAACAACAAUAUGGUCGUCCUCCACCUCAGCAACAUCCUGGAUCAGGUUAUCAACAACAACAACAACCUCCACAACAACAUCGUCCACCUCCACAACAAUAUCCAAGUCAGGGAAGUGGUGUUCCUCGAGGGAUGGUUCCAAAAAGUGCUGCGCAGACUCUGAUUAGGGUUAACCCAUCAGAUCUUAGGGGACAAGGGUCACAACAAUAUCAAUAUUACCCACAGCUGCAGCAACAACAACAGCAACAACUGAAGGGGCCAUCACCUCCAGCACAGCAACAGCAACAGCAACAGCAGGGUCUGUUGGCUAAUCCAUAUGGGCAAUAUAAUGAUGGAGGGGCUGUGAGAAGAUAUUAG